CUGAACCAUGAGCGGUGCCAACCCCAUGGCUAAGAGUGCAAAUUAAUGGUACCAUCCUCAAAGGCAUGUAGCCAAAACAUGCGCCAGCACCACCCAAUUACCACGUGCAAGAGGCUGGGCCAUUUAAAUCCAUGCAAUUGUCGAAUCAUCACUGCCCCAGUUCAAUUCUCAGAAACAACGACUCAUCAAGCUGGGUAUUGGUUGAGGAGAAGCGAUUUCGUGAGACCGGGAGGGGUAACGGGUCUAGACUCUUCCUACCAAUCAGGUUCACUAGGACAACUGAUAGGGUUCCAGCUUUCGGAGGAGGAUUCCUGUUUUUGCCCUUUCUUUCUCCUCAAGUCGAGUCAUCGUUGUUGCCAGCAGCAGCAGCACCUGGCGAAGGGGAAACCAUUUUAGCAAGGCGGACGGUUUCAAUUUUUGCUCUUUGCCCUUCUUUUGGCAACUAACUUGUCACUGAAGCAAAUCAACAGACACUUGGAACGGAACUCUUCCCUGCUCUCUCCGCCACCAUACAGGCUCUCUUCUUGCCUGGUUGCUUUCUUACUCGUCGAUUCUGGAGGCCUGGUCGUCGUUGAAAGUGAAAGACUGUUGGACUGCUGAACAUGGGAGUCUGCUUGAUGUGCUAGGGCAAUAAAGCAUGGAGAUAAUCGACACCAUCUCCAGUCUUCCGGUCCAAGAUCCUCCCGAGGAUGAAUUCUCUGUGGCUGAUUUGACAUUGACCAGGUUUGGGACUGCUGAUCGUUAUGAUGAGGUUGUUGUAAUUCCUUACAACCUCGUCGAGCUUUUGAGGAGCGGCGGAAUGAGAAGAAGGAAAGCAAUGGCUUUUAGGGGAAAAGGGAUUCUCCAGUGGGGUGGGGUUUAGGGUUUUAUUUUAAUGAAUUAUUAUUAUUAUU
Linum trigynum is the source of this 893-nucleotide messenger RNA. Lineage: Eukaryota; Viridiplantae; Streptophyta; Magnoliopsida; Malpighiales; Linaceae. The record is from the annotation of a GenBank genome assembly.